GUAGGUGAUAAAAAAGAUCAUUGCAUUGUUUUAACUUGUAUAAUUUUCUAGUGCUUUUUUUGGGUUUUAUUUAUACUAAAAUAUUCAGGUAUAUAAUAGUAGUACAGUAGUCACCUCAUCACAAUACAGUACUGUACAGUACACAGUGCAUUCUAGUAUAGAACAAACAGUAACCUUUUUGAUCCCCUCAGUUGAUGAUCAAGAGGAGCGUUUUGCAACUGCAAUAAAACAUUCAGAAUGCUGUUAAGUUUAUGUUCAAAGGGUUCAACAUUGUUUCUGCAAAGCCACACACACAAAGUUCAGCUUUUGACUGACUGGCUGAUUGCUGAUUUACGUAAGGAGGCGUUUCCUACUUCUACGAGGAGAAUGUCUUGCCGCUGUGGGAUUCUUUCCCCUCAGUAAACUUCUCACCACAGAGGCCGACCCAAGAUCAAUUUACACCAACACACUACUUCAGCUUCAGCUGAACUGGAAAAAAUUGCAACCUAUUUGUGCUUCGCUUGGUCGUGAUGGUGAAAAAUAUGGACUUGGAGGAGGGCAAGAAGCAUUACUGCAUCCGUGGCAAGCAUGUAGUCAUUAUUUGUAUUACCGUAGUUGUCUGCUCUUUGGCAGUGGGUCUUGGGGUGGGUCUCUCGAGGCCUGAGGCGACCUCAACGGCCACAGAGUCUCCACCAGCACCUACGGCAGACCCGACACAGACUCCUGAACCUAGCAGAGGGCCCUGCAAACCUUCUACUGACAGUAGCGGUGAUUGGAAGAACUUCCGUCUGCCCGACUAUGUCAAACCGAUCCAUUACGACUUGCUGCUGGAACCAGACCUCAUGGAUGAUACUUACAAGGGCACAGUGGAGAUUCAAUUAGAAGUCAGCAAGCCGACACGUCAUCUAUGGCUCCAUAUCAGAGAGACUUUUGUCACUGAAAAGCCCAGAUUGAAGUUGCUGGGCAGGCAGGGUGUGCAGAAGCAUGUGUCAAUUGAGAGUUGCUUUGAAUAUGAGCCGCAGGAAUAUGUGGUGGUGGAGGCUGCAGAGGAGCUACGUAAAACUGGUCCUGGGGAAGUGUAUGUGCUCAGUUUGGAUUUUCAAGGGUGGCUGAAUGGAUCCCUGGUGGGAUUUUAUAGAGUUAUUUACACUGAAGCUGGAGUCACCAAAAAGAUUGCCGCGACUGAUCAUGAACCAACAGAUGCCAGGAAAUCCUUUCCCUGCUUUGAUGAACCAAACAAAAAGGCCACCUAUAAAAUCACCAUCAUUCAUGAUGAUAAUUAUGAAGCUCUGUCCAACAUGCCACUUGAGAGUGCCCCUGAACUUCUGUCUGGCAAUAAAAAGAGGACCGCUUUCCAAAAGUCCGUUCCAAUGAGUACUUAUUUAGUAUGUUUUGCCGUGCACCAGUUCAAGCAUGUGGAGAGAAAAUCUGCCAGAGGAAUUCCUUUGAGAAUUUACACGCAACCAAGUCAGUUACCAACCGCCGAAUAUGCAGCAGACACAACUAAAGUCAUUUUUGACUACUUUGAGGAAUACUUCAAUAUGAACUACUCCAUCUCAAAACUGGAUAAAAUAGCUAUCCCUGACUUUGGCACUGGUGCAAUGGAAAACUGGGGACUCAUCACCUACAGGGAGACCAACUUACUGUACGAUAGCAACCAAUCAUCCUCAUAUAAUAAGCAGAGAGUUGCAAGUGUUAUUGCCCAUGAGCUGGUACACCAGUGGUUUGGGAAUAUUGUGACUAUGGAUUGGUGGGACGAUCUCUGGCUUAAUGAAGGCUUUGCCAGCUUCUUUGAGUACAUCGGUGUGGAGAAAGCAGAGCCCACCUGGGGAAUGCGAGACAUCAUGAUCAUCAGUGAUGUGCUUCCUGUCAUGGUGGACGACGCUCUCCUAUCGUCCCAUCCGAUUAUUGUUAAUGUGUCGACUCCCGCGGAAAUCACAUCAGUGUUCGAUUCUAUAUCAUACAGCAAGGGCGCUUCCAUCCUCAGGAUGCUGGAGGACUGGAUGGGUAAAGAUCUGUUUAGAGAUGGCUGUCGGAAAUAUUUAAAAGACUAUUACUUCAAGAACGCUAAAACCAGCAACUUCUGGGAUUCUCUAGCCGAUGCUAGCGGGUUUCCAGUUGGAGAGGUAAUGGAGACUUGGACAAAGCAGAUGGGUUAUCCAGUGGUGGACUUGACUUUCACAAAUACAGAGGCAAAAUUGAAGCAAAGUCGUUUCCUCCUGGAUCCCAAUGCUGACGCCAACCAACCUCCUUCACCCCUUGGUUACAAAUGGACCAUCCCAAUCAAGUGGCAUUCUGUGAAGAGCAAUAAGAACAUGUCAGACUUGUUCAACAUGUCUAGCGCAGAGCACAUCCUAAAGAACUACUCACCUUCAGAAGACGGUUUGCUGAAGAUCAACAAUGAUCAUAUAGGAUUCUAUCGAGUUAACCAUGAUGACCAGAUGUGGAACACCAUUAGCGAACAGCUUCAAGACACUCACUUGGAGUUUGAUGCCGCUGAUCGCGCAAGCUACAUUGAUGAUGUCUUUGCUCUAGCGAGGGCAGACAAGAUAGAUUAUGGCAAUGCCUUCAACCUUACAAUGUAUCUAAAUAACGAGACUUAUUACAUUGUGUGGGACCGUGUAGCCUCCUCUAUUGCCUAUGUUCGGGACAUGCUAUCAGGAAAUGAUGCUCUCUAUCCAAAGUUUCAGAAACUGUUCCGUAGUCAUGUAAAAAAAAUUUCAUCUGAACUAGGAUGGGAUGAUGUCGGAACACAAACAAACAGGUUACUGCGGGAGAUUGUGCACAGUAUUGCUUGUCAAAUGGGAAAUCAGGAUGCAUUAAAUAACGCCUCAGACCUUUUUAACCAAUGGAUUGAUGGAACUCUCAGAGAUAUACCAGUGAACCUAAGGUUGUUAGUCUAUCGUUACGGCAUGAAAAACGCAGGCAAUGAGGCAAAGUGGACAAUCAUGUUUGAGAGGUACAAAAAUACCGGCUUGGCACAGGAAAAGGACAAGUUGCUAUACGGACUGGCGUCUGUUCAGGAUAUAAAACUUCUUUGGAGACUCCUCGAAGCCUCUAAAGAUGAGAGUGUGGUGAGGAGCCAGGAUCUGUUUACUCUGGUUAGAUACGUGUCCUAUAACCCGAUGGGUCAGAGCAUGGCCUGGGACUGGACUACACUCAACUGGGAAUACCUGGUUAAAAGAUACACAAUCAAUGACAGGAGCCUUGGUCGCCUUUUGAAAAGCCUCUCCGUUAAUUACAACACAGAGCAACAACUGUGGAAGAUGGAGCAUUUCUUCAGUCUCACUCCUGAUGCUGGUGCUGGAGUGAUUCCAAGACAGCAAGCACUGGAGACCGUCAAAAAUAACAUUAAAUGGAUCCAAGCGAAUGAGAAUGAGAUACAAAUGUGGCUAGAGAGAAAUGUCCUCUAACUAAAUGACAUACAUAGCAAUAGUCAAUUUAUUUUUACAUUGUGAAGACUUAUAUUCCUAGGGAAAUCCAUUUUAGAAUAUACAUGAUGAUAUUGAAUUAAAAUGAUCUUUUCCAUUAAAAAUGUAUACAGUAUAGAAUAUAUGAUGUAAGAUUUUUUUGUAAAUUUCAGCCCUGUAAAGUUGGCACAAACCAAAUACUACCACUUGUACUAAUGUGUUACAACAGUCCUAUGUCUGAAAACAUUGAAAGCUUCGCGCCGUCUCAUAA
Corythoichthys intestinalis (scribbled pipefish) is the source of this 3660-nucleotide messenger RNA. It is a transcript of the gene enpep, whose product is annotated as glutamyl aminopeptidase. Gene Ontology annotation, molecular function: peptide binding; zinc ion binding; metalloaminopeptidase activity. The record is from RefSeq and is a predicted model, not a curated record. The coding region runs from base 510 to 3392 and encodes 960 amino acids. Gene Ontology annotation, cellular component: cytoplasm; plasma membrane. NCBI's taxonomy places the organism in Eukaryota, Metazoa, Chordata, Actinopteri, Syngnathiformes, Syngnathidae. Gene Ontology annotation, biological process: regulation of blood pressure; peptide catabolic process; proteolysis. The transcript has 20 exons.